Molecule: messenger RNA, 2181 nt
Organism: Cherax quadricarinatus
Lineage: Eukaryota; Metazoa; Arthropoda; Malacostraca; Decapoda; Parastacidae
Biological process (GO): SCF-dependent proteasomal ubiquitin-dependent protein catabolic process
Cellular component (GO): SCF ubiquitin ligase complex
Source: RefSeq, a predicted model, not a curated record
UCAGUCACCCAGGAGGCGUGGGGGAGGUGUUACCCUUCAGUAAAUAACCACUGCUGUCUCCCGCCACUGUAUUCUUGCACCUCCUCGGAGACACUAGGUUUCCCACCCCGUCAGCACCUCCUUCAGGAUGGUACAGAAGCGUCCAUCUGAAUCUGUGUCCUGUUAUCUGCUGCUAAGGAACAUGUCGUAUUGGGUGACAUGUCUUUUGAGGUGCCCAUGAUAUAAUGGCGUUUAACGUAAAGCAGGAUAGUUUUGAAUGGAUUAAAACGUAAGUGAUUGACAAGCAUGUGUGUGUGAAACCCUCCGUACGGACUUCACUCUCUGACCUCCCAGACGAAACUGGAGAGCAUAGCGACCCAGUCAUAGUAACGGGUAUUGAAAAAUGAAGUUACGUGAAAAAGAGUGAAGUGUAGGGUGUUGUGGGUAGUGAAAACCAGUGAAUUACUUGAAUACGAGAAAGAUAAAAUUAGAAGUGUAGUGGUUAUGGCUGUGGUCAACUUGAACGUGCCUCGCCUGCCCCUGGCACUAGCCCGGCACCAUGAGGCACUGCCCUUGGCACCUUAUAAGAUAGCCCCACCGCCUAUUGUCCCCCCUACUGUCAUAACCCUCAAACAAAUGUGCAGUAAAUAUUGGUUGGAACGCGUGCAGUACGUGUUGCGUCGUGACGUACCUAAACAGCACGUCUUCGCCGUUCAACGAUACCUUGAGGACCUACCUCGGGACCUGCGAGCUAUUAUGGUGCAUAACGCCCUUAAAGCAGGAGGUUUGCACCUGAAGCAUGGCAGCAGGGAACUAGCGGCUAUCAACCGUGCCUUGGUGCUCCUGACCCCGGAAGUGAUGGUAGUGGAGCCUGUCUAUGUGACACUGCCCCGUCCAGGUCCCAGCGGCUCUGACUGGCCUCUAGAUAUCGAGUUAAUACUAUACAAUGGUGACGGUCUUACUCAUCUAAUGCUCACUAUGCCGCCACUGCUCACAGACGCCGUCAAGAAAGUCUUCACAGAUCUCUGUCGUACCUGUAAGAGGCUUCGUCGUGUUAGAUUAGUGAAUGCUUCAGACGAAGCUCUCACUUUGCUGACGCGACACUGCCGACACUUGACUCACCUCGACGUGUCGGGAUCUGCAGGAGUCACAGACGAAGGCAUCAACCGCGUUAUCGUCAACCUACGUUGGGGUGGAGGCGAAGACGAAGAGGUGAAACUGCGUCAUAUAGACGUUGGGGCAACAAGCGUAACACAAGAAGGUGUAUGUGCCCUACUUACAAGAUUACCAGAGCUCACUAGCCUAGGAUCGACGGAUGUAAUCGAAGCUCUGAAAAUGAUGGACGAACUGGGAGACAACACAUUAAUAACAGCGUUGCAGGAAGUAAACGUACGCUGUGUGACAGUGGGCAACCUGCAGCUGUUGCGACGUGUGUGCCCCGUUCUCACGGGCAUCAAUGCCAUUAUCAACUUCGCCGGGGUGACCAUCAACGACCUGCGGCUACUUCCUGGACUGCAGCAUCUGCGGCUAUCGGUGCGAGAGCCGUACUUACUCUCACCCACGGCCAUGUACGAGUUUGCGUGGGCGGUGGGGUCACAGCUAGUGACACUGAGGGUGGAGGGAGACGUGUACUGGGAAGCGGAUCUGGGGGUACUGGCUGGCAACUGUCCCCACCUGGAGGAGCUGGCUUUACCCGCAGUCACUGUUCCCGCCCGCGACUCCCUGGCUGCCCUCACCAACAAGGACAGUAUUGCUCUCUCGAAGCUCAAGGUGCUGGAGCUGGACUGCAUGACGGGGGUUGGACCCAAGGCUUGGGCCAAAGACUACGCCCUGGUGCGGCAGGGGCUGGUGGCUGCUCUCAGCAAGUGCUUCCUUCUACGACGACUGGUGUGUCGUCCAACUACCCUCGUAGAACACGACCUCCUCAAAAUCCUCUCUGUAAAUAGGAUGACCCACCUCGAGCAGGUCCUGGAGCUGUACAACUGUGUAUUGGGGUUGUCAGCUGCGUUGUUAAUGGUUGACACGUGUGAGAACAUGCACGUCAUGAAGGGGCUUCGGACUUGGCGUGGCCUGACCCUGCAUGACCUGGUGACCCUCAGGAAGCACACCAGAGGUCAUCGACGAUGCUCGGAACUCAAGAUCCUUCCCUGAACUGUGUGUACACAGAGGCCUUUUGUAGUUUAUUAAUAAAUUUUGACACAG